Messenger RNA from Sorghum bicolor (sorghum), 3375 nucleotides. RefSeq names its product putative disease resistance RPP13-like protein 3. Gene Ontology annotation, biological process: defense response to other organism. Bases 413 to 3226 code for a protein of 937 amino acids. Gene Ontology annotation, molecular function: ADP binding. Lineage: Eukaryota; Viridiplantae; Streptophyta; Magnoliopsida; Poales; Poaceae. The record is from RefSeq and is a predicted model, not a curated record. The transcript has 5 exons.
GUGCCCAUCGGCUACCACACGAUAUUUUCAUUCAUCACCGUACAUCUAAACUGUCCUCUCAUUUCCUCCGGGCGACUCGAUUCCGGCCGGCCCCUUACAAAUCCGAUCUGCGCCGCCCUCGCCGCGACGUCGUCGUCUCCUCACAUGCAUCUCUAGCUAGCUAGCUCUCUCUCCGACCGGCUGGCGCUGGCCGCACCGUACGUCCUGCGCGCCAUUAUUCCUCAAUUCUCUCUCUCGGCCGCGGCAAUAUAUCCUCGGCGGCGGCGGCGACGACGACGACGAGGAGGAGGACGGCGAGAGGCUUCUUCAUCCGACGAUCCGGCGUGGCGGCGCCUCCGUCCUCUCGGCGCAUCCCGUACGGCCGAGGCCGGCCGGGCUCUUCGUGUAUAGCCAAAGCUUUAAGCUUGGUCUGAUGCUAGAGAGCGCUACUUCCACGGGAUUAAUGAACAACCAAGUCUUGGAAAAGAUAUACAGUUUUAUUGGGGAUGAGUCAGCCAAUCAGCUUGGUGUGCAUACACAGCUACGGUUCCUCCAUCAUGAGCUCAGCAGCAUGCGAGGUGCCCUGGAAGAUGUUGCCGAUAUGGAAGACCUUGACAACGGGACCAAGGCGUGGAGGAACGAAGUGUCGGGAUUGUACUAUGACGCUGAGGAUUGCAUCGACGAUUUUAGACACCGGGUUGACAGCGGUCCAUCACAUGGCGGACAAGGGUUCAUGCGUAGGGCUGGUCAUCUUCUUGAGACGCUGAUGGCUCGCUACCAGAUAUCUAGAAAAAUCAAAGAGCUCAGGACUCGCGCGCAAGAGGCAAAUGAUCGGCGCACAAGAUACAAGCUUGAUGAAUGCGUGUCGAGAUCGGCUCGGGUUUCUGUCGAUCCACGGAUCACUGCACUUUACGCUGAAACAUCGAGCCUUGUUGGCAUUGAUGCCCCAAAAGAAGAGGUGGUCAAGUUGUUGACAAAGGUUGAUGGUGCAUCGCUGAAAGAGCUAAGAGUGGUAUCCAUUGUCGGUUUUGGAGGGCUCGGAAAGACUACACUUGCAAACGAAGUCUACCGUGACCUUAGAGACAACCUUAGCGGGAACCCUGAAAAAAGUUUUAGUUGCAAGGCUAUCAUAUCAGUGUCUCAGAGACCUGACAUGGUUAAUCUUCUCAAGAGUUUGUUCACAAAGGUUUCAGGCCAAACUGCUGAUCACACUUACGAUCUCCCAGGUCUCAUCGACAUAGUUCGAGAGUAUCUACAAGGCAAAAGGUAUUUGCUUGUGAUUGAUGAUUUAUGGGAUCCAUCAGCAUGGGAAAUUAUAAAAUGUGCUUUUCCAGAGAGUCACUGCGGCAGUAGAGUGUUGACAACUACACGAAUUGAAAGUGUGGCAGUGGCAUGUUGCAAUUACCAGUGGAAGUUCGUUUACAGGAUGAAACCUCUGGAUGAUUAUCAUUCAAGGCAAUUGUUCCUUCGAAGAAUUUUUGGCUCAGGAGAUAGAUGCCCUGAGCCAUUUGAAGUACUAUGUGAGAAAAUUCUUCAAAAGUGCGGUGGUCUACCACUUGCAAUCAUCACUAUAGCCAGCCUCUUGGCUAGUCAACAAACCAGGUCAAUAGAGCAGUGGAAGUAUGUCCUUAAUUCUAUACGGCAUAAUCUAGGAUUGAGUUCAACAUUAGAAGGGAUGAGGCAGAUAUUGAACCUUAGCUACAUUCACCUUUCACGUCCUCUUAAGUCAUGCUUAUUGUAUGUCGGUAUGUAUCCAGAGGAUUACGAGAUUCAGAGGGAGGACCUGAUCACUCAGUGUGUAGCCGAAGGUUUCAUCAGUGGAGUAGAUGGGAGUGAAGCAGUGGAUGUGGCUGGGAGUUACUUGAAUGAACUUGUGAACAGGAGCAUGAUCAUCCAGCGUGUAAAAUAUGGCGGUAAAGGGGAGCAUAUCAGCUACAGAGUGCACGACAUGGUUCUGGACCUGAUUUUGUGCAAGUCCACAGAAGAGAACUUCUUGUGUGCAGUACAAAGCCUACAAGCAGCCAGCACAAGACUGUCCGGACAGCAACAGCACAAGGCUCGUCGACUCUCCCUUCAGUUUCAUGACAGAAACCUAGGAGUAGUUGAAAGUGCAGGCCGCAUCAACCUGCCACAUGCUCGAUCACUGAUAGUUUUUGGAUGGCCUGCUCCUAGCCUUGCGCUGCUUGAGCUCAAGUUUCUCCGAGUUCUGUACAUCGUGCGUGCCGCAGAUGAUCUGGACCUCACCCAGAUCUGCAAAUUGUUUCAACUCAGAUAUCUAUGCAUCCGUGGAAAACACAAAGGACUGCAGCUACCCAAAGAAAUUACCAGGCUAAAGCAUCUACAAGUGUUGGACGUAAUCUCUGGCUUGUCCGCCUCCGGUAUUCCACGGGAUGUUAUCUAUCUGCCUGCUCUGUUACAUUUGCAAUUUCCUCUGACUGCAGUUUAUCCCGAUGGCAUUGGCAACAUGAGGUAUCUGCACACUUUGCUACAAUUUGAUGCAAGCAAGCAGUCGGUGGCAAACAUGUUGUCCCUCGGUGAGCUGCUGAACCUAAGGGUGCUUGAUUUGUGGAUCGGUGAUGCAAGCUUUGCCACUAAAGAAGCACAUAUGGAUGCUCUAAUGUCCUCCCUGGAGAAGCUAAUCAGUUGCAACCUCAAGACUCUGUCUAUCCUUGCACGGGACAAUGUGGGUCGCCACAGCAGGUGGAGCUCUUUGUGCUUCUCUUGCUCUCAGGCCCAGCUCGAGCAACUCUACCUAUAUGUUUGGUGCCCAAGGGUGCCUGCAUGGGUGCGUCAGCUUCGCGCUCUCAGCAUCCUCAAGAUCAAAGUCGUGGAGCUGUGCAAGGAUGAUGUUGCUGUUCUUGCAGGGCUGCCUGUGCUGUCUCGUCUUAUUCUAGACGUCAGAAACAACAAUGUCUCUGGCCAACAAGGAAUCGUCUUCAGUGCUGAUACAUCAUUCAGGCUUCUUGGUUACUUGAGAAUUCCCUACCAUGCUGAAUCGGGGAUCACCUUCGAGGCAGGAUCAAUGCCCCAGGUCGAGACCCUCCGGUUUCUGUUGAGGGCGAACGAUGUGAAGCGAUGGGGCGUCAGGUUCAGUGGCAUUGAGCACCUACCGAAUCUUAAGCAGGUGCUCGUCGAUUUACGAUAUGGCGACUGUGACGAAUCAGAGAAGCCUGUUAUAAGGGCAGCAGUUCGGAGCGCUUUUUAUGCCCAUUCAUCACCCUCGAGCGUUCAGUUCGAGUUCUAUUGACUGCAAAUACGAUUAAACUAGAGGUUUGGCCCACGCAUGUGGCUAGUAGUGACAGACCUUACAAACUGUGUAUUUAUUUAUCUACCACAAAAUCUUAUCUUGACCUUAAUUACAAACUUUAUAUUUUUUAUUGACUUAUUUUAUCAUCA